CUGGGUCUAGCCAGGAACAAAUUCAAGAUGGCGUCUUUAAAUAAGACGUCGCCUGAAUUUCGAAAUUUUUUCAUUUAUAACUCAACACUUGGACCAAAAGAAGGCAUGGUAUGAACUGCAUUUUAUAGAAAAAUUAUUAAACUGUUGUUAUCUUGUAAAUUUUGCUUUGUAAAGGGCUAAAAUAAUCUUAUAAUUGCCUUAAAAAUACCAGGUAAUUAGGUAAUUUGGUACCAAUCAGUAUAAAAACAUUUACUUCUUUGGAGGAAUUAAUCAAUUUCCUGCUCAAAAAAUCUUGCAAUUAUGAAAAUCUGUGCAAAAUUCCUCAAAUUGUAGAAGAAAGUGCAAACAUUUCCUGAGGAAUCUGUGCAAAAUGCCUUUGUGAACCAAGAACCAAGCAGAUUUCUGAUCUUCCUAUUAAGGGGGGACAUUGGGAUUUACGGUAUGGCUAUGGCGGUAUAUUAGCUUAUUUUUCUUACGGUAUUUCGGUAUUUUCCCUGAAAAAUUGCGGUAUUACGAUAUUGGAAAUCUUGCGGUAUUACGAUAUUGGAAAUAAUCGGUACACGGUAUUUGCAAUUUUGGAACUGCAAAUACUGAUUUGCUUGCGGUAUUAUGGUAUUGAAUACCCCCCAAUGCCCCCCUCUAUUUGACCAAAAUACUAUCUGACAGCAGGACACUUGGUCUUUGAGAUACUAUGCGAAAUUUGUUCCACAAAAACUGUUUUAUAGAAUUUUUUAAAAAUUGAGUAUAUUGCAAUGAAUGACUAGCACCUUUCAAAUACAAAAUUUCAGAAAUAUUGACCGAAAGAAAAACGUUUAUAUUGCAUUACAAACCUUGCAUGGUCAAUUGAAGUUUUUGCUGAUGAGAUAAAAUUUCAAAGCGACAAGAUCAUUUCAUUACAUUACAUUACAUUACCAGUCCCAUGCUUAAAGUGGAAGUCAAGUCUGUUCUGUGCAUUGGUUCUGCUCAUAACAAUGUGAGGACCCUCUAAUGUAAACAUUGCCCAACUUUAGAAUUUUCGAAUUUAUCUGAACAUAAACUUUAUUUCAUAUUGAUUUAGAAGCAUAGCGAACCAAAAUGGUGUUAGAUAUUCAGACAGUACAUCAUAUUUUAAAAAAAUACAGCAGUUCAAAAUGUAAACAAACCGUUUGUUUACAUAGGGACUUGACUUCCACUUCAAACAACUGUGGGGAGCCAUCUUAAGCUGAACAAUUUUUCAGAAUGGCUGCAUAAAUAUGUUGAUGUUUUUAGAAAAUGCAGACUGACUUCAGGUUUAAAAAUUAUGUGCCUGAACUGACCAAACUUUACAGUCUGACUAAGGUAUAUAGCCACACUGGAAAGUUUGCAAAAUAUGCAAAGAAAAGUUCAGAGAUUGUGGAUAUUAAGAAUACCUAAGCCUCAAAAAUGCACAAAUUAGGGUGGGAAAAAAUUUAGGAGAGGUUCAACAGUCUAGGCGUAAAAAAAAACCUGUGGUUCCGGUUCCCAACCGACCCUAUUUUUUCUGCCGACCCUAUUAUUUUUUCAACGCGAUUGACCGUGCAACCCUAUUUUCUCCGGGUGGUUGCGGGCUGCUGCCAAAAAUUAUGGCAUCUGUUGUCACACUAAUUAUUGAAAAAACCAUGAAAAAAAUAUUCAAAAAAAAAAUUAUUUCCGACCUACCAACCCUAAUUUUUUCGUGAUAUGAAACCGGAACCACAGGUAUUUUUUUUAUGCCCUAGUUGUACAGCCUCUGUGAAAUGUUGGGAACUCGCUAAGGUCAAUCUCAGCCGUAUCAUGGUUGGUGCUAUGAACAUUGCCCCCCCCCCCCAACCUGUUGCUAAGAAUUUAGGAGUACAUAUGGUUUGAUUCUAACCUCACCAUGAGCACCCACAUUUCGAAGACAUGCUCUUCUGGAUUUUACUUUCUAUAUAAUAUAAAACACAUUAGAAAGUACCUUACUAAAGAAGCGACCGAGACACUCGUACAUACUUUUAUAUCCAGUCGCUUGGAUUACUGCAACAGCUUAUUGUAUGGAUUGCCAAGUUCCCAAUUAAGCAAGCUACAGAGUGUGCAAAAUGCCGCUGCAUGUCCCAUGUUCCAAGAAUCAAAGUUUUGCCGAAUUACACCAUUGUUGUGAAGCUUACAUUGGCUCCCAGUCAAAUAUCAUAUUGACUUUAAAAUACUCUUACUAACGUUUAAGUAACCUUAUCAGCCUCAAGGGGUCUACAAGAUGUAGUCAAUAAAAUCAUACUACUACUCAGUCCCUGACUGCAUUGUUUACACACGGUCAGAUCAUGUAUGUAAGUUAAUGUAUACUCUAUAGUAUUAAUUGCUCUAUAGCAUUAUUAAUACCGUAGCAAUUAAUACUAUUAUUAAUAGAGCAUACAUGAUCUGACCAUGCGUAAACAAUGCAGUCGGGGACUGAAUACCACUGAUUGUUGGGCUACCUAAAUAUGGUUAGAGAGGGUAAAAUAAUAAAGUAGCUAGGGUGCAUCUGGGUGCAUUGUCACUUAAAGGUUAAUAAUCUUUUAGGAACAUGAGAAAAUCGUGCUAUAUUUGCCUGUCGAAGAGGAUAUAGAGAAGAAAAUCAGAAAUGUUGGACUUUGUGAAGCCAUUGUAAAGUUUACUGAGUAUGUGUCUGAAAUAUAAUUUUACUAACCUUUUAUAAGGGCUAAACUCCUAUAAUGAAGCUAGCCUCCUAAUGAAGGGUAACAUCCUAAUGAAGGGCUAACCUCCUAAUGAAGGGCUAACUUCCUAAUGAAGGGCUAACUUCCUAAUGAAGGCAUUGAAGGGCUAACCUACUAAUGAAGGGCUAACCUCCUAAUGAAGGGCUAAUCUACUAAUGAAGGGUUGACCUCCUAAUGAAGGGCUAACCUCCUAAUGAAGGGCUAACCUCCUAAUGAAGGGCUAACCUCCUAAUGAAGGGCUAACCUCCUAAUGAAGGCUAACCUCCUAAUGAAGGGCUAACUUCCUAAUGAAGGGCUAACCUCCUAAUGAAGGACUAACCUAAUGAAGGGCUAACCUCCUAAUGAAGGGCUAACCUCCUAAUGAAGGGCUAACCUCUUAAUGAAGGGCUAACCUCCUAAUGAAGGGCUAACCUAAUGAAGGGUUAACCUCCUAAUGAAGGGGUACCAUCCUACUGAAGGGGUACCAUCCUACUGAAGGGCUAUAUACUGUACUGUACUACCAUCCUAAAGAAAGGUAUACCUGUAUAUGGAAUAAUGAGGUGAUAUAUAUAAUUCUGUUUCAGGCAGUUCACUCCAGACAAACCAUGUGAGUCAGUACACACUCAAAAGACAAGACAGGUUUUUUAUGAACCUGAAAAAGACUACUGGAUGAUCAUGGUAAGCUGGGACAAUGAAUACAUGAAUUUGAAUUUAGAGGGUACAGUAUAUAGUCUUCUAUUUCAUGAAUUAAUCUUAAAAUAUAGCAUUUGUAAAUUCUGAACGCUGAUUGGCUAAGAGCCGUGUUGAUAUAACUCAAUGUCAACGCGGAAAAUUUUCUUUCUUUAUACAUUUUUUCCGUAAUUGAUAUACAGUUAUAUGAUUACACUCGUGGGAAUUGGGAAAACUCGAAAUCGUUUUCCCAAUUCCCACUCGUAACUGUAUAUCAACACGGAAAAUGUUUUAUAUUUGCUACCCAUUAAUUAUAUCAAAAAAGGUUCCACAUUAUUUAAACAGUGUACUCGGAGCUUGAAAUAACAGCCGAUCAUUGAUCGGCAAGAAAUUGCAUAUGAUUGGCGGAAAAGCAGGUUUUCCAACCGGAAAAAGCAGGGAAAGUCAUGACUGCCGAUCACCAUGAUCGGGAACUUUGGGAACGUUAUUUCAAGCCCUGGUGUACUAAUUGGAUUCACUUCUCUUUGUAAUUUUUCAGACAGUCACCAUACCUUUCAGUGAAAAGAUUGUGGACAACGCUGGCAAGGAACCUGAAAGACAUUACCAUAAUGAAGAUGUUCAUGUAUGUAUGUAUGUAUGUAUGUAUGUAUGUAUGUAUGUAUGUAUGUAUGUAUGGACCUAUAUUCCCUAAUGAACAAAAUUUUGAUCUAGACAAGGCUAGACAAACAUUUCGCCACAGCUUGAAAGAGCAUCGCAAAAUUAGUAAUAUUCCGAAGUUUCGUUGCAAAAUGUUGUAAAAUGUGCAUAAUAUAGCCCUUCGAAGUUUGCCGUUUUUCAGUCAUUUUGUAUUACGCACGGGAAAUUGAUACCGCUUUCUGAAAAAAGGUAUCAAUUUCCCGCACGUAAUAUACAAAAUGACUGAAAAACGGCAAAAUUUGCAGGGCUAUAUUAUCCGCAUUUUACAACAUUUUGCAACGAAACUUCGGAAUAUUACUAAUUUUGUGAUGCUCUUUCAAGCUGUUGUCUAAAUCAAAAUUUUGUUCAUUAGGGAAUAGGUCCAUUGAUUAGUUACAGUAUGUCACAUAAAUGGUGUAAGAAAACAUAUCCCUAUCCUAUGGUUCCGGUUUUAUGUCUUGAGAAAAUUAGGCUUCCUAUUGGCUCUUUCUAGGCAAGGCCUGAAUUUUUCGGUCGGUUGGUCAGUCAGCAAGCUUUUUAACAAUGUAUCACUACUUUCGUUCUUCAACAGAAUAACUUCAGAUUUAAGAUGCCAAAUAACUAAAUCAGUUUUACAAAAUAGUACGUCAUUUUCGAAAAUAUAACCAGGCUAUAAAGACAAUAAAGGUCAAUUUCACAUGAGACACUGAAAAUGGCAAAAUGCAACAUUAUGUGGUGCUUAUAACCACAUGUUUCCAUAGUUAACACAUUGGAUUAUCAUAAAUCAAAACGAUUUUUGAAUUUUGGCCCAUGCCCACUCUGCGGCAAACAGUCGAAUCUGCACUUGUUUGUUGCUAUUGUUCUGUGGAUAAAGUGUGUUUAUUUAAAAUAAUUAUAACUCAGUCACUUUAACUUUGAAAUAAGUUAUAUUUCUUAACAAACACAGUCUAAGGUUCACAUGAGAAUGUUAGAUCAGACAAUAUCCAGUGUUGCGGUGAUUUAUGGUGCAACGAAGUUUGGGUAAGAGAAAUGUAAUGUCCGCAACAAAAAAACAAUUACAAUUUAUUUUUCAGCCAAACGUCUAGCUCUUUUGACAUUAUAUUUGUGCUGCUUUUUUAAAAUGGUAUUAACAUUAUUUUAGACUGGAAAAAGACAAUAAAAAGUAUUAACAUGUCUUGAAUAAUUUGUUGCGGACAUUACGUUGCAGACAUUACAUUUUUGAAAUUGGAGAAUUAGAUGCUUAUAUAAUUGUCUUGCUUGAAUUCUAUAGUUAUUUUAUGCUUGAUGACUUAAAAAUAGAACAUUAAAAGGACUAUGGGACCUUUACUUUUAACUACAAUCACUCCGUGCUGUAUACACAAUCACAGUGACACAAUUCAUCAUGGAAAGUUUCCAAGUUACAUAUAAUGCCACUACCGUAUACUGCCAUUGUACCAUCAGUUUUGUAAGGCAUAUGUUGUUAAGAGCAAAAUCAUGUUUUAAUUCUAUUCAUGUUUGUUUUGAUCAUCUUCCACUAAACCCAGGGGUGUUAAUUAUCCCCACCAAAUGUAGUAAAUGCAAAACUGUCAAAUAGAAUGGUCUACAAGCAUGACACUUUAUUUGCUGCACAACCCGAGUCAUUGCCUGAGUCUAUGCGCAACAAAUAUUGCACUUUUGAAAGAUAUUAUUGUCAACAGAAGAUUAUAUACUGUAAUAUGUGUGACCAUGAUUUCAUCCCAGGAUUUAUGGUGGUAUACACAUGAGCAUACAGGAAGGAAAAAAUUAGGGUGGAGGAAAGAAAUUUGCCUGACUUUUUCGGAUUGUGCCCGCGUUGUUAAAAAAAUUUCCGGACAAACUUUCCACAAUUGUUGUCGACGGUGGGGGGGGGGGGGUACUAGUGAUUACGAAGAAUUCCUAUUAGGUGGAUAGCAUAUUUCCCACAAAAUUGACAGAAUUCCCCACAAAAUUGACAGAAUUUGUCCCAUUUAUUUUUAUAAUAAGUCAAUAUUGCCCAAGUGUGAAGCGAAUAUUGCCCGACUGGCUUUGUUUGCCCAACAAGCUGGGCAGCGGGCGCUGCCGCCCCCUCCCCUCGCCCGGUACGCCCAUGGGUAUACAAAUGUAAAUAGAAUUAAGCUAGAAUGCCUGUUAUGUGGACUAGAAACAUUGAAGUGCAUAAUCAGUCACCCAGUUUUGAUUUCCUAUCAUUUUUAAUACAGAUUGCUAUACAAUCCCAAAAAUGUAAUGUCCGCAACAGUUUCAGUGUAAUGUCCGCAACACAAACUUUGCACUAUAAAAGCUGCGCAAGGGCAUUGUAGAACAUCUCGUUUUCAUAUUUUUUAACCCCAAUUAUCACUGAGAGCAGGAAGUGUUUUAGUUCCUUUGAUACCUUUCAAAGUUCACAGGAAAUUACGUUUUAAAAACAUCACUUCAAUGUGUGGUUGAUUUUGCUGUAAUGUCCGCAACAGUACUUUGACUUUUUAUUACAAGAAUUGAUUACGAGGGAAUUUUGGUUUUUUUUUAUGAAAUCUUAAGAGGUCCCCUUAAGGUUUUCUAUGACAAAGUUCCCAGAUCUGAAACUGUUGCAAACAGGAAACAGAGCAUGUUUUGUAUUAAUUGUUUUUCUGUGAAUGUAAUGUCCGCAACGUGAAAUUGCCCUAAAGUAGACCAGACUGAGGAAAAAUUGCUUUGUUUGAAAGCUUAGAGGAUUUACUUUUCAAAACAAUUUUAGUGGUAAAGAUACUAGCAAAUAUCAAACUGCUCAUGCUUGCGUAAAGUUUUCACAAAUUUUGCGGACUUUGUAGUUUAGCGAACAUUUUCGAACUGUGCACUUUUUUGUACACCCCAGGGUGUUAGCCAGGCGGCCGUCCGACCGUCCUAUGGACGGCCACUUCUGAAUUUGGACGGCUAAAUUUUAGGGAAUAUUUUCUUUAAAGAGCAACCUACAAGCUUUGUAAUAUUUCUUGAAUACUUCGCGCCAUAUUUUCGUAAAACGCGCCAUGUUUUUGUAACCGUUUUGAUGAUUCUCGCAUGAAGUAUCAAGGAGAAUAAUGUGAAACCGCUGUUUUAAAAAAUAGCAAUCGCUUUAUCGCUCGAGCGCCAUGUUACAGUUAUGGUAGUGAUCAUACCAUACGUGUGCUUUUACUAAUAAUUUAAUGACGGAAAUGUGCAUCUAAAAGUAAAAAGGUUCAACGAAUAAAACACCACAAUUCCUCAACAACAGAAAAUUGCGGCCACACCCAAAAACAUGUGACCAAGCCCACAAAAAUAUGUUGCCACACCCACAAAAUUAUUUUGGACAGCCACUUUUGAAAUCCUGGCUAACACCCUGGUACACCCUGUACAAAAAUAUUAGUUCAUACUUUGAAUUUGAAUUUUUUCAGGACACUGUAUUACGUGCUGUUCUAAAGCAAACCUAUCAAAUGUUUAAGGUAGUGUAUUGUCGUUGCAAAUGUGGCAUGAAUACAGUAAAUAGAUCAAAGUGAACACAUUUUGAAAUUACACAUGCCUGCAGUUCUUUGCAUAAAAUCAUGGUAAUUUAUUUUUUCUAGUUAUUCAACGGUUCAUUCCAACACAUCCUUUCAGUUUGUGAUUUGGAUGAAUUGAGGAGGAGGCUGGAUUAUUUCUUUGGAAGAGUGAGUUGAGAAGAUGAUUUAGUUGAAUAACUACAGUAUGAUAAAAAAGUGACGUCAUUCUGUAUAGGCUGUUCCAGUGAGCUCUAUGUAAUAAUCUGGAGCAAGAACUUCAGUCAUUCGACCUAUGAGAAAAGCGAAACCAAGAUGGCGGAAAGUGACGUACAAUAGCUACCUGUAGGCGUAAAAAAUAUACCUGUGGUUCCGGUUUCAUAUCGUGAAAAAAUUAGGUCCGGUAGGUCGGAAAUAAUUUUUUUUUUCGAAUAUUUUUUUCAUGGUUUUGGCGGUUUUUUGCCGGGCGAUUUGCAGUAGAGUCCCGACAUCAAUAUUAACUAGAGAUGCGUAUUUCCUAUGGACGAAUUUAGGCAAUUUGUUUCAAUAAUUAGUGUGACAACAGACGCCAUUUUGGCACGCUGUAUGAGCAGCCCGCAACCACCUGGAGAAAAUAGGGUCGCACGGUCAAUCGCGUUGAAAAAAUAAUAGGGUCGGCAGAAAAAAAUAAGGUCGGUCGGGAACCGGAACCACGGGUAUUUUUUUACGCCCUAUGAGGGUCGUAAACAGUUUUAAUAUCAUUCCCCCCCCCCCCUCCCCCAUCUAAUUCCAGUUUUGGGGCUUACAAAAUACUGUUUUAUAUAUUUUCAGUAUUUAGGAACCAUCAACUUCUCCACUGUGGAUAUUUUGAGCGUAUUUUCAGGUAGGUGUAUGGGUAAAUACUAGGGUUUGGGCAUCUCACUCGAUAGAUCUAAUGGAUGAUUCCAGCUAUAGACUAACUUUUGAUCUAGGCAAGAAGAACAAAAUCCAUCACCACAGCUAGAAAGAGCAUGUUAAAAUGAGUAAAAUUGCAAAAUUUGGCCGCGAAAUGUUUUAAAAUGCGGAAAAUUUAUAUUUUCUGCGAAAUUUGCAAAUUUUGUAUUACGCACGGGAAUAUUCACAACAUUUGGCCUGAAAGUGGUGCAUUUUCCCGUGCGUAAUACAAAUUAAUACGAAAUUUGCAAAUUUCGCAGGGCUAUAUUUUCCUCAUUAAACAACAUGUCGCAACCAAACUUUGCAAUUUUACUAAUUUUAGCAUGCUCUUUCUUGCUGUGGUGAUGGAUUUUGUUCUUCUUGCCUACAGUAGAUCAGAGUUUAGUCUAUAGCUGGAAUCAUCCAUUGUGGAACGGUUUGGUACUGUAGAUAGAAAUUUCGUACACUUAUAACCAGGAGAAUAUAACCAGGAGGGACAUUUAUUACACCUAUAACCAUGCAGAAGUCUGAAUGUGCUUAUUUCCCAUAGGAAUGCUGAAAUAAUUAACGGUAAAUUUCUUUUUUGAAGGGAUACAUUUCCUGCCUUUAGACAAGAAUGCUUUCCUUAAAGUGAGCUGUUUUAUGAAUGUAAUUGAACAUAAAUUUAGGUAAGUCUAAUAAUGUAUUCACUUUCAAGCGAAAUGAAAUUUGUCUUUAACCAUUUAAGUGGCAGUGUGUCCAAGUGCGCCCUACUCCAGAGGUACUCGUCAAGAGGAAAGUUCCGGCACUCAAUGGGUUAAUCAGACUAUCUGCCCAUGUGUCUAGUUAACCCUUUAAGUGGCAUUGUACCCUUAUGCGCCCUACUUUAUUAUUUUACUUUGUCUAAUUCCACACUGCAAGAUCAUGACAAGAUCAUGACAACAUUAUGAUAACAUCAUGACAAGAUCAUGGCAAGAACAUGGCAAGAACAUGGCAAAAUCAUGGCAAGAACAUGACAAGAUCAUGGCAAGAAACAUGGCAAGAUCAUUGCAAGAUCAUGACAAGAUCAUGACAACAUUAUGACAAGAUCAUGACAACAUCGUGGCAAAAUCAUGGCAAGAACAUGACAAGAUCAUGGCAAGAAACAUGGCAAGAUCAUGGCAAGAUCAUGACAAGAUCAUGACAACAUUAUGACAAGAUCAUGACAACAUCGUGGCAAAAUCAUGGCAAGAACGUGACAAGAUCAUGGCAAGAUCAUGACAAGAUCAUGUUUGUUCAUUGCAAGAUCAUUGCAAAUAUCGCAGGAUCUUGCAAAUGCAGUAUCUUGCAGGAUUUAGACAAGAUCUUGGCAAGAUCAUAGCAUGAUCGCGGCAAGAUCGUAAAAAGAUCUUGGUAAGAUCUUGGAAAGAUAUUGCCAAUAUUGUCAACCUUGGUUUAUUCUCAAGAUGAGAGUGAUGGCACUCCAAUGGGUUUAAUGGUUUAUCAUACUAUCUGCACACGUGUCUUAAUUGUUAACCUUUUGAGUGAGAUCCGUGCUAAUGCGCCCUACUUUAUUAUUUUACUCUUUAUAAUUACAGUUGAAUAUUUUUUAUUGCAUGUUGCUUAACUUAAGUAAGUUGCAUUUGCUCAAUAGUCAAUAAUAAUUUUUUUCCGUUUUUUAGUUCUAUAAAAUACACUGUGUUUAUGUUUGAUGAUCAGAUUGUUUGGUAAGAUAACAAGUUACGCUAUUUAGCUUUCAUUGUAUAUUCGAUAGAGUGAAAAUUCUAAUGAGUCGCCAGAACCAGGGCUCGUUAUUAUAUUUAGUGCUUGCGAGCAAAAAUUAAUAACUUCAGAAUGUGCCUGCAAAAAUUGCGUCAUAUUCGGUUAGAAUGUCUGGAUUUUAAAAGAUGUCAACACAAAUUCAAAAUGUGCUUCAUGGACAAAUCCAAAAGGUGUCCGCAUUCCCCAAAUUCAACGAUGCCUGGCCGAAAAGACUCUUUUGAGUUCAUUUUUGACUUUUUCAAUAGACAAUUUCCAUUAUAGACUAAUUUUAAAACUAGACAAAGAGAUGCAAAUAAAUCACCACAGCUAGAAAGAGCAUACUAAAAUGAGUAAAAUUGCAAAGUUUUGGUUGCGAAAUGUUGUAAAAUGCGGAAAGUAUAGCCUUGCAAAGUUUGCAAAUAGUGUAUACUUUCGUAUUGCGUGCGGAAAUUGCUACCAUUUUCGGUCCAAAUGUGGUAGCAAUUUUCUCGUUCGCUGCGCUCACUCGUGAGAUAUUGUUUUUGCCACUCGAACAUAAAAUCCAUAUCUCCUGCAACCGUCUAAUAUCCUCUAUUUAUGAUGUAAAUACUUAGGCUCUUUAUCGGAACAAUGUUUGUCAUAUAGGAGUGGUCUUGAACAAGAAGAUAUGAGGGUACUGUACAGAUAUCUUACGACAAGUUUGAUCCCUGUCACAAACGAGGAGGUAUGCUCUCUCUCUUUGCCUUUUAUGUAAACUAUUUGCCUUUUAUUCAAAUGUACCUAAUUUAUAGUCUACCAAUGCAUUCAUGGUUGUAAAAUUAUUAUUACAGCUUUGUUUCACAAUUACUCAGCAGCCAUUCAAAAACUUCCAGAAGUCAUUAUUCAGAGGACGACCCCCCGUCCUCCUAGUAUCAAUAGAGAGUUUAAGCUUCACGUUAUACGGCAAACGGCAAACGCCAGGCAAAGAAAAAUGUUACGGUAUCAGGCAAUAAACAGUAAAGAACUUGCUGUUUUAAAACUGAAAUACAUAAUUAUUCUUUCGACACAAGAAAGAAAAUAUGAAACGAAAACGUUUAACGAAAAUUUUGCGUAGAAACUUCGAACCUGCCGUUUGCCGUUCCCGGAAAAUGCGCAACUUAAACUCCCUAUAUAUUCGCUGGUUUUAAUUUAUGCCCAUUGAAAUGAAUAUAACUGAAACGCUACCUUCAGAUAAACUGCCUUAUUUUAUUUUGAAGCCAAAUCUUGACACCCAGACUCGCGUGUUUAUGUCAUGAUUGACUGAUUGAGCUUUUCGCAUGCGUGAAAAGACUGGACUAGCCUUCAAGUUUGGCUUCAAAUUUCCGAUUGGAGGACAUUCUCGUCCCCAUGCAGAGCCAUUUUCACUCGGUCACUCGUUGAAAAUUAGGCUCUAGGUUAGACGACUGAAGGGAGAGAGUAAGAUCUGAUUGGCUUCUCGGAGAACUAUUAUUUUGCAGAUGUUGAGCAGUUUUCGCUAGGCAACAUAUUUCUGUCAAAAUAUAUCAACACAAAUACUUCGUUUCUUCGUAUUAUAAAUACUUGUCUGUGAAAAUUGUUACGGGUGCUGAAACGUCCCAAUUCAGGAGCAUGCGCUUUAGAAACUAUUGCAAGUUUUCUUGCACUUCCGGUUCCGUGUAUCCCAGGGCCUAUGAAGGUCGCGUUAGGCCCUGGGAACGAGGAUGGUUGGAGGUAGCGUUGCAGUCAUAUUCAUUUCAAAGUUCAUGCCCAAGACACAUUCCGAAGUUUCGUUGCGAAAUGUUGUAAAAUGCGGAUAAUAUAGCCUUGCGGAGUUUGCAAUUUUCAGUCAUUUUGUAUUACAAAUGGGAAAUUGAUAAUCAGUUUGAUCAUCUGAUUAUCAAUUUCCCGUGCGUAAUACAAAAUGACUGAAAAACGGCAAACUUCGCAAGGCUAUAUUAUCCGCAUUUUACAACAUUUCGCAACGAAACUCCGGAAUAUUACUAAUUUUGUGAUGCUCUUUGAAGCUGUGAUGAAAUUUUUGUCCAGACUUGUCUAGAUCAAAAUUUCACUCAAAAGGGGAAAGGUCUAUUGAUAGCCAUUAAUGCGACACUGCCAUUAACACAUUGCAGCCUAAUGAGUUAAGUUGAAUUUGGUGUGUACAGUACAGUAACUGUUAUGUAAUGUUGUCUAGUGGAUCAUUUAUGAUAAACAGAUGGUCGCUCGAGGAGAAAACACUACUUCAAGAAAUCAUCGCGGAAGGUAUAUAUUUUGCUUCUGUGGCCAUACAGAUUGUGAAAGAAUAGAGCGGGCUUUGCUGGAAAAGUCCAGGCAAACGACAGGGACAAAUUUAAGCUUGCUAAAGGGGGCACGUUUGAAUUAUACCCGGAUGUAAAACCAAGAAAAUCUAUUUCUUUUUUUUACCUUUUCCCUACAAUUCAAGUAUUCAAUCCUUGUUUUAUCAACAGUCCUGACGGUUUCACAUUUAUUUGUGGCGACUUUUGAGGAAUUUCUAUUUUAUAUCGUGGAAAAUGAUAAAAGUUUGGACGUGCCGAAGUCACGAAAAAAACACCGCUCUGCAACAUCGAAAAAAAAGCACUUUAAAACAUUUCUACCGUUCCAAAACUUGUUUUGUAUUAAAGUCCAGGUAUUCUUGUUGAUUUUGAACUUUUAAUCCUUGCUUAAACUAUGUUAGAAUGUUUUCAAAGUUGUAUUAUUUUCCUAAUUUUCCACUCCUCCUAAACAUCGCGGCUUUCCAUCCGGGAAUGAGAAUUUACAUCCGGGCAACUAGAUUCUAGAACAACUCUAUUCCUUUAUAAUCUCUAUGGUUAAAGCCGGAUUAUAUAUUUAACAAUUAGUCACCGAAGUCACAGAAUAAGAACGUACAGCAGAAGUGCAACUCAAGUAUUUGUCCGCGUUUUUACAAGCGAUUCUUUCAUCAAUCACGCCAUCCUGGCUAGUACAACCGGCACUUUGUACCUACCAAAACAUGAUAAAAACUUCCGGUUGUACUAGCCAGGAUGGCGUGAGCGAGUUAAAAUUUUCGUGGACGUAAAACAAUAAAGGAAUUGACUCAAGUUACACUUCUGCUGUACCUUCUUAUUCUGUGCCGAAGUGGAGGUGAAUAGCGCAAGGUCACCGGCACCAAAAGUCAGUCAACGCUCUGCCGAAAGUCGUGGGUUUUCUCCGGGCGCUCCAGUUUCCUCCCACAGGGAGAGUUGACAGGGUGGGUUGUGAUUAACACAGUUAAGAAAGUAAUAUCACAACAGACAGUUCCAGCUAUCGGCUAAUUUUUUAUCUAGAUAAGAAAGACGAACUAUAUCAUUAUAGCUCGAAAGAGCAUCCUAAAAUUAGUAAAAUCGCAAAGUUUGGUUGCGAAAUGUUGUAAAAUACGGAAAACAUAGCCCGGUAAAAUUAGCAAAUUUUCAGUAUUUUAGUAUUACGCGGGGUAAAAAUAACCACUUUCGGCUCAAAAAUGGUGCAUUUUUACCGCGCGUAAUACUAAAAUACUCAAAACUUGCUUAUUUCACAGGGCUAUAUUUUCCGUAUUUUACAACAUUUCGCAACAAAACUUUGCAAUUUUAAUAAUUUUAGGAUGCUCUUUUCAGCUAUAAUGAUAUAUUUCGUCUUUCUUGUCUAGAUAAAACAUUAGUCGAUAGCUGGAAUUGUCUAUUGUUGUAAAGUUAAGAUAGUCUACAAUCCUGGUCAAUAAUGUUGGCGCACUUGACACUGACUGUGCGAAAUUUGACUCCCACAUCAAUAACAAGCAUAGCAACCCCCCCCCCCCCUUCCCCCGUUCAAUGUUGUGUGUAGUGUGUUAUACGUCCAAGGUGUUACACAACAUUGAUAAGGGGGAUAGGGGGUGUUUGGACAUGAAAUUUUGCAUAAAAUGGGCAAGUAUGUAUAUGCUAAAACUGUCUGUACCAGUGUUGGUAGUACCAAUGUGAAAAUGCUGUGCUGAGUGGUUAUAUUACUACCUUAAAAAAUAAGCAGAAACUCGACGUUGGAGACUUGACGAAGGGUCUUCGCUCGAAACGUCGAGUUUCUGCUUAUUUUUUAAGGUAGUAAUAUAACCACUCAGCACAGCAUUUUAAGUAUGUAUACAGGGUGUAUCGAAAUAAACGCAAUUCAUCUUUUGUGCUUAAUAAUUUUCGAAAUACUAUUUCUAGCUAAACGCUUUUAGGCUUACUUCAAAGCCUGUUCUUUUCUCUUUCAAACAAACUAUUAUCCUUGUCUCCAAUGCUAGUAAUAAUUGCACAAGAAAAGAUUUAGUAAAACCUAUCAUUUUUAGUUGCUGUUUAAUUAUGCAAGUUUACUACGUUAUUGUUUAGUCAGUUUAAAUGUUAGAAUUUUCUUCUUUAAACUUUAAUGUUGUCGUCACUACAUCUGGAAAACCACGUAAGAAAAAAUUUAAAGUAUUUUAAAAGAGACCAGGUUGUUUGAAAAUCCUAAACGAAUUCUAAAAAUCGUCAAAACAUUCUGGUGUCUGAGCCAGAGUGUCAUCGAACUGCGAUGUAAUGUAAACAGAAAUUAUAGCAAGUUGAUGUCAGUCAGCUUAGAUGGUCCAAGCCAAAAUUAUAUCGCAUUUGAAGUUUCAAACUCUGUUGAAAAUAGUGGAAGAGAAGCCGUAAUUAUACUUAUUGUUACAAUCCAUUUAAUAAAAUGCAACAUUUUGUUGUUUUAAUGAAAAAAUCAGUUAUUUUCAUGAGAACGAUUUGUUAUUCCAUCUCAAUUUUUUUAAUCUCCAAUCGCAAUAACGUAAAGUAUUAUUAGCCGCGAACCAAUGAGUCAAAUUUAAGAAACAGCCCACUGUUAGAAAGCUGAAUGGCUACGCUUUAAAAUGAAUGUAAACUUUAACGUUUUCGUCUAUUAUUUGUUUAGCAAUUUACAUUUCAGUCGAGGAUUGCGCUUUUUUUGAUACACCCUGUAUAUGGUAAUCAGAAAUGAAGUAAAGGUUAUGCUAUUUCGACUAAGUGCGCCAAAAAAUUUUUGACCAGGAUUGAAUCCUGGUCAAUAAUGUUGGCGCACUUGACACUGACUGUGCGAAAUUUGACUCCCACAUCAAUAACAAGCAUAACACCUUCCCCCGUUCAAUGUUGUGUGUAAUGUGUUAUACGUCCAAGGUGUUACACAACAUUGAUAAGGGGAAUAGGGGGUGUUUGGACAUGACAUUUUGCAUAAAAUGGGCAAGUAUGUAUAUAGUAAUCAGAAAGGAAGUAAAGGUUAUGGCUAUUUCGACUAAGUGCGCCAAGGAUUUUUGGCCAGGAUUGUAGGCUAACUAUGUAAUUAGGUAAGCGUAAUACUUGAUGUAAAGCGCAUUUGAUCAUACCCACAUGUCAAUUUUUGCGCUAUUGAAAUGCUAAUCAUAAUCGUAAAACCGUGUGUCUCCAUUGUGUUAUCCUGUAAUAAUAUAAUGCAUUUCAGGUUCGUAACAUGUCCACCGGAAGUGAUGGAUGAGGUGCGCGGACCUCCACGUAAACUACCUCGGAUAUUUAUUGAAGAAGAAGAUGGCCUGAAGGAAUUCUUUCUUGUUGUUUACCAGGUGCUUAUCUUACAUUGCUUCCGUUUACGUACCCCUCCUAGUCUUGGCAAAGUAGGUUUGCCAAUUUUCUUUUCAAAUCCUUUUUUUUGAUAUUGUCAAACAAGACUACAGACUAGUACCUUGCUGCCAUAGUCGUUACGCACUUGGUAAGCGGUCCCACACUGAACUACGAUCAAAGCUCCACGACCUCCCAUACCCCCACCCCCUAUCUGAUCAGGUAUAUGGUGAUCUGAUCUUUCCGUCGUGUAGUUAGUUGCACUAAGUAAGGGAUCCAUUGUUAGUACUCUUCUCUUGUCUUCGGUGGUGAUGAUUCCAUUAAUCUUUACUUUUUAGGCUCUGGACGCUGUGGUAUGCUUGCUUGUGGCAG
Molecule: messenger RNA, 15876 nt
Organism: Paramuricea clavata
Lineage: Eukaryota; Metazoa; Cnidaria; Anthozoa; Malacalcyonacea; Plexauridae
Source: the annotation of a GenBank genome assembly